AGAAGUGAUCACUCAGUGAUCUCAGUGUUUGGGCGAGCGCAAUGAAAGUGCCACCGUGGCCUUAAAAACAAACCCGCAUUAUUAUUCUUGUGUAGCAGUACGUGUUUUUUUUAACCGGCAUUACAGUGUGUUCAAAUGUAAAUACACACUAGCACGCUAUCGGUACACAUGUAACGUAUUCAAGUGUGUUUUAGUGUAAACGUUCAAUCUGGAUCACCACAGAAGGAGCAGAGGGAAGAGAGAGGAGAUCUCCAGAGCAAAACUCCUCCUGUCCAAAAACAACAUGUUCUCCAAAUUCACCUCCAUCCUGCAGCACGCCGUCGAGGCGCUUGCUCCGUCACUGCCAUUGCAAGAGGACUUUGUCUAUCAUUGGAAGGCCAUUACACAUUAUUACAUAGAAACCUCAGACGACAAAGCCCCAGUGACCGACACCAACAUUCCCUCCCACCUGGAGCAGAUGCUGGAUAUUCUGAUCCAGGAGGAGAGGGAGAGGGAGUCAGGAGAGACGGGACCCUGUAUGGAGUAUCUUCUCCAUCACAAGAUCCUGGAGACACUCUACACCCUGGGCAAAGCAGAUUGCCCUCCUGGAAUGAAACAGCAGGUUCUGAGUUUCUACACCAAGCUGUUAGGUCGAAUUCGCCAACCGCUCCUGCCUCACAUCAACGUGCACAGACCUGUACAGGUGAUCAGAAUUACAGUUUUAAACUCUCUUCGCACUUUAAAGAAACUGAUCCGCCUGUGUGGCGAGGUUCUGGCUGCUCCUACAGAGAAUGAAGAGAUCCAGUUUCUGUGUACUGUCUGUGCCAAACUUAAGCAGGACCCUUACCUCAUCAACUUCUUCCUGGAAAACAAGACUAAAAAGUUGGAGGCUGCUAAAGACGGUGGAGCUGGUUUGGUGAAGGAGGAUCCAUGUUCUCCAGAUACAGGACAGAACCAAAACCAAAAUCCCAGUCUGGUCACUUCUACACUAGAAGCAGCAUCCUGUCAAGCCACCAGCCCAGGGGAAGCUAGCCCAUCCUCCGUCCACAGUACACUGCCAAACAACGAUAACUACAACCUAGUCAGCUCCCUUCUUAACCUCACUAAGAGUCCAGAUGGCCGUAUCGUGGUGAAGGCAUGUGAGGGUCUGAUGCUGAUAGUCAGUUUGCCUGAGCCAGCUGCAGCCAAAAGCCUCACAGAGAACACCAAACUCAGUCAACUUCUCACAGAACGGCUGGCACAGUUCUACCGGGCCCUUCCUCAGUCCAUGGACCCUCUUGACAUCGAAACUGUGGAAUCCGUAAACUGGGGGUUGGAUGUGUAUAAUCUAAAGGAAGAUGCUGCUGCUUUUGCUGGCAAACGUGCACUUAUUUCUUUCCUAUCGUGGCUGGACUAUUGUGAUCAGCUCAUCAAAGAGGCACAGAAGACGGCUGCUGCAGUUCUGGCCCGGGCUAUGAGAGAACGGUUCUUUUUUGCCAUAAUGGAGCCUCAGCUAAUGCAAACGUCAGAGGUUGGCAUUCUGACUUCAACAGCCCUGUUAAACAGGAUCAUCAGACAGGUGACAUCAGAGGCCCUGCUUCAGGAGACCGUUUACUUCCUGUUGGGAGAGGAAACAGGGCCAGAGACGCUUCCCGGCAUUACUCAGCAUCCCCUGAGACACAGACUCAUAGAACAUUGUGACCACUUAUCAGAUGAGAUAAGCAUCAUGACUCUACGGCUCUUUGAGCAUCUGCUGCAGAAACCAUGUCAGCACAUUCUGCAGAACCUAGUGCUGCGCUGCUUGGAAGAACGGAACUACAUGGAGAACAAACAGCCAGAGGAGCGUGAAAACAUGGAGAAUGGCCAGCCACAUGAUGCCGUAGAUCUGGAAGAAGACCCGUUGUUCUCCGAUCUUUCCCCUGAUAACAGAAUCUCCAGCCCCGAUUGGUUAAGCUGCUCUCCAUCACCAAGCACAGAACACGCCAAGCCAGAUGGGAAGACGGAGGUUCACAAAAUAGUUAACAGUUUCCUGUGUUUGGUUCCUGAUGAGGCAAAGUCAUCCUAUCAGGUUGAGGGCACAGGCUAUGACACCUACUUGAGAGAUGCACACAGACAGUUUCAAGACUAUUGUGGAGUUUGUCAGAGGUGGAACUGGCGUAGCAGUCCAAAAUCCUUUGAGAAGUGUAAUCUGGACAGUCCUUUUUUCGAGGGACACUUCCUCAAAGUGUUGUUUGACAGAAUGGGACGAAUCCUCGAUCAGCCAUAUGAUGUUAACCUGCAGGUGACGUCUGUGUUGUCUAAGCUGUCUCUGCUGCCUCAUGCUCAUCUUCACGAGUACUUGCUGGAUCCGUACAUUAACCUGGCACCAGGCUGCAGGUCUCUCUUCUCAGUCAUCGUCAGGGUGGUUGGUGACUUGAUGUUGAGGAUUCACCGCAUCCCUGAAUUCACCCCUAAACUCCUGCUGGUGAGGAAAAGACUUCUGGGACUAGAGCCAGAGGGGAUGAGUGUUGAUCAUGUGACGUUGCUCGAAGGGGUCAUUGUUCUGGAGGAAUUUUGCAAAGAGCUUGCUGCUAUCGCGUUUGUGAAGUUCCAUGCAUCCGCCUCCACUUCUCCCGAUCCUCUUGCCCACUGUGCAUAGGAAACAAAUAGAUGAAUAAGUGUGUGUGGG
This is a messenger RNA of Carassius carassius (crucian carp), 2626 nucleotides long. RefSeq names its product FHF complex subunit HOOK interacting protein 2A-like. The record is from RefSeq and is a predicted model, not a curated record. The transcript is spliced from 17 exons. Bases 284 to 2596 code for a protein of 770 amino acids. NCBI's taxonomy places the organism in Eukaryota, Metazoa, Chordata, Actinopteri, Cypriniformes, Cyprinidae.